Messenger RNA from Closterium sp. NIES-67, 1140 nucleotides. The record is from the annotation of a GenBank genome assembly. Lineage: Eukaryota; Viridiplantae; Streptophyta; Zygnematophyceae; Desmidiales; Closteriaceae.
ACGGCAUUCCCUAGGCUUGGGUCUGCUGGUCCCACCAACCUGAUCAGAAACGCACUCCCUUUUUGCAGGCGGCGUUCCGACCAUAUUAUCUUAGACCUAGAUUUCUCCCAAGUUUCAAUGCUUACAGAUCGCGGUGCCUCUUCGUAAUCUGUGGCUGGGUUGCCUCGGUAAAUUAGUCUGUUCCGCGUUCCAAGAUUUUUCCGGCUGCGCAUCGGGAAUAAAGUGCUCGAUUUGACAGCAAACUCCUCCUCCACUGGUUUCGCUGCCCGAUUUGAUCUUGCCGCCAUGGCCAUACCCUUGAAACACGAUCUUAGUAUUUUUCUCGCCGCCGUACUCGCUAUUGCGUGCUGCCAGCAGGGAUGCCUAGCGGUCAAAUUUGAGGUCACAGCCUACUCGAAAUGUUUAGGCGAAGAGAUUCAGGAGGGAACCCUCGUUGUAGGAACAUAUUCUGUCGUGAAGCAUGACUCCCAUGGAAACCGGCUGGAAGAAACCGGCAGAGUCACAGCCAAGGUGACGUCACCGUACGGGCAUCAGCUGCAUUGGCAGGACAAUGUGGACGAGGGUCACUUCGGAUUCACAACCAAGGAGACGGGUCAAUACAUGGCGUGCUUCUGGCUGCCCGUGGACCAUCCGCAAGACAUCCACACUGUUAUGGUGGAGCUUGAGUGGAAGAUUGGUGUAGCAGCAAAGGACUGGGGAAAAAUCGCCAAGAAGGACAAACUCGAUGGCAUCGGCCUGGAGCUGCGCAAAUUGGAUGAGGCUGUGAGGUCCAUUCGAGAGGAAAUGGCGUACUUCCGCAAGAGAGAAGCGGACAUGCGUGAUUUGAACGAGGUGACGAAUUCGCGGGUCGCUUGGCUCAGCAUUGUAUCACUGCUGGUGUGUGUUGGCCUGGCUGGCCUGCAGCUGUGGCACCUCAAGGCCUUCUUUGAGCGCAAGAAGCUGCUUUGAGGCAGCUUCAGCUCUAGUGAGAAACUGUUUUGAAAUGUCAAUAAUGAGCGUAGUUAUGGUUGGUCCAACUUGUGAACAUGGUACAAUAGACGUCUUAGGUGCAAGAUUGUGGGUAUGUUAUAACUAGAGGAUAACCUUAUGUACUAGGAGUCUGAUGUCUUGAAGCUCUGCCUAUAUACCCUAAUCGUCAUG